Molecule: messenger RNA, 3966 nt
Organism: Sphaerodactylus townsendi
Lineage: Eukaryota; Metazoa; Chordata; Lepidosauria; Squamata; Sphaerodactylidae
Gene: DYRK2
Product: dual specificity tyrosine phosphorylation regulated kinase 2
Exons: 3
Coding region: 87-1883 (598 amino acids)
Biological process (GO): peptidyl-threonine phosphorylation; peptidyl-serine phosphorylation
Cellular component (GO): nucleus
Molecular function (GO): protein serine/threonine kinase activity; protein serine/threonine/tyrosine kinase activity; ATP binding
Source: RefSeq, a predicted model, not a curated record
CGGAGAGGCCGGACCGGUGAAGUGGAGGAGGCGACGCUCCGGAGGCGCCCUGCCAUGCAUUCCCCUCUCCCUCCCUUCCAGCGGCCAUGUUAACCACCAGGAAACGGUCUGCCGGGGCUGCUGCUCCUGGCCCGGCUGGCAGCAGGGCGGGUGAAAGUGCUCGACAGUUGCAGUCUUCCCCAGGGAUUAGGGCUGGGGGCUGCUCGCGGACAGGCGCUGGGACCGGCCCACCAUCCCCGAUCGCUUUGCCGCCGCUCAAGUCCAGCAGUGCCGUCCACACGGUUGCUGGAAAUAAGCACACGAUGAAUGAGCACCUACAUGUUGUCAGCCAUGGGCAGAUCCAGGUUCAGCAGCUGUUUGAAGACAAUAGCAACAAAAGGACAGUUCUAACAACACAACCCAAUGGGCUUACAACAGUAGCAAAAUCAGGAUUGCCAGUGGUCCAAGACAGACAGCUGGACAGUGGACAUAGGCGGCAAGGUAGCUCCAGUUCUUUGAAGUCUACAGAAGGGCCAGGGAAGGUGAAAGCUUCUGUUAUGACACCAGAGCAAGCCAUGAAGCAAUACAUGCAAAAGCUAACAGCCUUUGAGCAUCAUGAGGUUUUCAGUUACUCUGAAAUAUAUUUUUUGGGUCCAAAUGCAAAGAAAAGACAAGGUGUAAUCGGUGGUCCAAACAACAGCGGGUAUGAUGAUGAUCAAGGAUCAUAUGUGCAAGUACCCCAUGAUCAUAUAUCAUACAGGUAUGAGGUCCUGAAGGUUAUAGGGAAAGGAAGUUUUGGGCAAGUGGUAAAGGCAUAUGAUCACAAGAUGCAUCAGCAUGUUGCCUUGAAGAUGGUGAGAAAUGAGAAGCGUUUUCACCGCCAAGCUGCAGAAGAAAUUCGAAUUCUGGAGCACUUGAAAAAACAGGAUAAGGACAACAACAUGAAUGUGAUACACAUGCUGGAAAAUUUCACAUUCCGCAACCAUAUCUGUAUGACAUUUGAGUUGCUGAGCAUGAACCUUUAUGAGCUCAUAAAGAAAAACAAAUUUCAGGGCUUCAGCCUGCCAUUAGUUCGCAAGUUUGCCCAUUCAAUUUUGCAGUGCUUGGAUGCUUUGCACAAAAACAGAAUCAUUCACUGUGACCUUAAACCAGAGAACAUUCUGUUGAAGCAGCAGGGUCGGAGUGGUAUUAAAGUUAUUGAUUUUGGCUCCAGCUGUUAUGAGCAUCAACGUGUCUACACUUAUAUUCAGUCACGUUUUUACCGUGCUCCAGAAGUAAUCCUUGGUGCUCGUUAUGGGAUGCCCAUAGACAUGUGGAGCUUGGGCUGCAUUCUAGCAGAGCUCUUAACAGGUUAUCCUCUCUUACCAGGAGAAGAUGAAGGCGAUCAACUGGCUUGUAUGAUAGAGUUAUUGGGCAUGCCUUCCCAAAAACUUUUAGAUUUAUCCAAAAGAGCAAAAAAUUUUGUGAGCUCUAAGGGUUAUCCCCGAUACUGUACUAUUACUACCUUGUCAGAUGGUUCUGUAGUGCUCAAUGGUGGUCGUUCCCGGCGGGGCAAAUUACGUGGCCCUCCAGAGAGUAGAGAGUGGGGGACUGCGUUGAAGGGAUGUGAUGAUCCCCUCUUCCUUGACUUCUUAAAACAGUGUUUAGAGUGGGAUCCUGCUCUACGCAUGACACCAAGUCAGGCUUUACGGCAUCCCUGGCUAAGGAGACGUUUGCCAAAGCCUCCAUCUGGGGAGAAGACUUCAGCAAAAAGAAUAACAGAAAGCGCUGGUGCUAUCACAUCAAUUUCCAAGUUACCUCCGACUUCAAACUCAGCCUCAAAACUGAGGACUAAUUUGGCACAGAUGACAGAUGCCAAUGGAAAUAUUCAGCAAAGAACAGUGUUGCCAAAACUUGUAAGCUGAGUUUGAAUAAUCCAAUGCUGAUUUUUUUUAAAAGAGAGAGAUUGUGUCACUGAGCCUUAUUCUCACGGAAAAGUAGCUCAGAUUUCUAUUUUUAUUUGCUCAGUAACUUUAAGCGUUUGUAUUUUUUCAACACUCACUUUAAAUGUGUAAGAAAAUUGGUUUUGAUUUUAUAAAAAAACAUGGGGACGAUGCUUUAAGUUUUAUACUUUUUUAAAGAAAAAAAUGUUUUUCUUCCAAACAGUAGUUUUAGCCUUACUAUGGAACUAGUGUGGCACAUUAAUGGGUCAGUGGCAGGCCACUGGUUACAACAUAACCACCAUGCAUUAUAGCCUGAUAGGAGGAGGGCUUAUACCCCCUACCCCACCCCAUUGUUCAUGUUGGUUUUUCCCUGGAACUAAUCUUUCAUAUUUUUCUGUUUCUGGUUUUUGUAUUAGCAGUAGAUCCUAAUCCGGCAAACACUUCCCUACAGUGUCCUCUUUAUGAUAUAGAAAAUAUUCAGGGGGUAUGAGUGAGGUCUGCAUGAUUGUUGAUAAAAUGUGUAUCUAUAUUCUAGCUAAUUAAGAAAUUUCUGCAUAAUAAUUGCUAAAAUAUUUAUUAUGAUAUUUUUAUUGUUUAAAAAAUUAUUUCCAUAGAGGGCUUCCAGGAAAUGCAGUAGGCACAUUCACACCUGUGCUUGCCUCAGAUACCACUCCGCUGUUCCCUGUCAAGUGUCUAAAAGUUCUCUAAAACCUGCAGGUCGUAAGGUAGCCCUGCCACCAGCUUUUGAAAUACUUAACAUUUUCCAUGUCUGGAUCCAGUAUUGGCUUUUACUGAGUCUGUGUUGCCCAGCUAACUGGUCCACUUGGGGCCUCACGUGGCCUUGCUUGAACCUCCUUUUUUAUGUCCAGCUUCAGGGAGAUGGGCUAUGAUACAUGGCCAGUAUGGGCUGAUGGAUGCCCUCUGGGCUCUGCCAAUCCUGAGUUCACCUCUGGUUGUAUUAUAGAAGUUGAUCUCUUGUGCACAGUUACCAGGAGGUAAACCUAUUGAACAGAUUUGGGCUUACUUCUGAGUAAAGUGCAUACCAUAUGCACUGCUUAAAAUUGAAAAAAUUGUUGUACAAGAUUCACACAUCCUACUCUUCAGGAGCUGUACAGGAAUAUAAUCCAGAAUUUACUGGAUUAUAUUCUUGUACUGAAAAAUGCAAGUCAGGAUAACUGUGCUUAAUUCAUAUUUAUCUCAUCAAUUUAAAAUGUAACUUGUGGAUUAUGUGAUUAGAGAUGGGAAAAUUGUAUUGGUUUGGUUCUAGUCCAGAAACUUUAAAGAUUUAUUAGAUUACUCCACUUAGUAAGCCUGCCCAUUUUUGCUGGCUAGGGUUGGUUAACAGAGGAAUCCUAAACAGAAUUACACCCAUCUGUAUCCAUGGAAGUCUUAAAAAGAUGUAGCUCGGUUUAGAAUUGAACUGCCAGUCAUUAAUACCAAAUGUCCAGUCCUUGGACCAUUGAGCCCAGAAUGGAGGGAAAUGUUCUUGAUGAUUUCCAAGCAUGUAGAUUCAAAGCAGUUCUACAAAUCUGCAGAAGUAAAUUUCAGAAUCCAUCAAUGGAAUCUUUUAUUUCUACAACAGCCUUAAAGGUGAUCAAAAAUAUUAUCCCAAAAUAUUAUCUAAUAUUCAUUCAUUCUACUUAUAGAACAGACAAUGCAAGAAUAAAUGAAGUAUAAGGAAGCACGUUUAUCUUAACACAAUGAAUGAAGAUAAAUUAUGGAAAACAAACUAUUUAAGAAUAGUUAAACCCACAAGUAUACAUUUGCUUCCUCCUCAUUCUACUUUCUUCAGUUUAUUCCUGAAAGCAGUUGGAGUUCUUUGCACUGAGUAUUCAGAACAAGUUGUGUGUCUUCCAGAUUGUUGUACAAAUUUUAAAUUUUUUUUUCAGAGAGAGUCCUGGGCAACAAUCCACCAUGAAAUUCUCCCGCAUAACCCUGACUGAAUUAAAGGCCAAAAACAGCGGCCCAGGGAUGGAAAAACACCGGUCCCUGGGCAGCCGUGCGAUGCUGCAAUGCAGCAGCGCCAUCUUGUGCGGCCCCGAGCGGCUUGUAGGCGCUGCUUUCC